AUGUCCUAUCAGGAUCUGCUCAGCGCUCGCCUGAAGGAGCUCGCCGCUGGGGGCUAUAUGUCGGCCACUGAAGUAGCUGGAGCAAGAGACCUUUUCAUUAGGCAUCACCAGGGGGCCCCUGCGCCUGUGGAAUGGUGUAGGGUGCAAGCUCUAUCGGACUCUGGCUACCGUGCAUACGAUACCCUCCCCGAGUUGGAUGGGCCGUCGCUGACAAAGGCAAUGCAAAAGGUCGCUGUCCUCAAGCUUAACGGAGGCCUGGGGACAUCGAUGGGAUGCACGGGCCCCAAGACCCUUAUUCCCGUAAAGAACCAGAUGUCCUUCUUGGAGAUCAUUGUAAGGCAGGUCUCUUCCAUUAAUACAAAAUAUGGAAUUAGCAUGCCUCUGCUCUUGAUGAACUCUUUCAACACAGAAAAGGAUACAAAGGCUGCUCUCGCUCAGAUUCACCUAGACAAGCCCGUGGACAUCACAUGCUUCAACCAGGCGCAUUUUCCACGCCUAGAUGCCGAGACCCUUCUACCAUGCACCCACAUCACCCCCGACAAUCAGGCGUACUGGUAUCCGCCGGGGCACGGAGACGUUCUCAGGUCCUUGAUCAGUGAGAGCCUUGUCGAUAAGCUUAUUGCUAGAGGAGUAGAGUGGAUCUUUAUCAGCAGUGGAGACAACCUUGGUGCUGUGGUGGAUCCGCGAAUUGUAGGGUACCUGGCAACUCUUAAGGGAGUCGACUUUGUUUCCGAACAAACAGCCAAGACGAUCCGUGACGUUAAGGGUGGUGUUCUGAUCAACUAUGAUGGGACGACACGCCUUCUAGAAACUGCGCAGGUCCCUCAGGAACACAUGGGCGAGUUUUGUGACAUUACGAAGUUUAAGUCAUUUAAUGUUAACAGCAUCUGGGUCCGCUUAGAAGCACUAAAGAGGCUUGCGGACGCUGGAACUCCAAUCGACCUAGACAUCAUUGUCAAUCCUAAAGUAGUUGAGGGAAAGCGUGUCAUCCAGCUUGAGCAAGCUGUUGGUGCAGGAAUCACAUUUUUCAAGUCUGAAGGGUUGCUUGUCAGCCGUGAUCGCUUCAUCCCCGUGAAAAAGACCUGCGAUCUGCUGACUGUUCAAUCCGACGUGUACGACCUUGAUUCCGAGUAUGUUCUUCGAGCUUGUUGUUCGAUUCCGACUGUUGAGCUGUGCGCCCCGCUCGAAAAGAUGGAUGCAUACUGCGCCGCUUUUCAGUGUCUCCCUUCACUUCGCGGCGCUGAUACAGUGAAGAUUCUUAGCCAAUGCACUAUCGGACCGAAUGUAGAGUUUCGAGGGACGUGCACUAUUGAUAACACAAGUCAUCUAGAGAAUUGCACUCUGGGACAGUGA
Giardia duodenalis is the source of this 1353-nucleotide messenger RNA. Its product is annotated as UTP-glucose-1-phosphate uridylyltransferase. The coding region runs from base 1 to 1353 and encodes 450 amino acids. Gene Ontology annotation, cellular component: cytoplasm. The transcript has a single exon. Gene Ontology annotation, biological process: glycogen metabolic process; UDP-alpha-D-glucose metabolic process. Gene Ontology annotation, molecular function: UTP:glucose-1-phosphate uridylyltransferase activity. The record is from RefSeq and is a predicted model, not a curated record. Lineage: Eukaryota; Fornicata; Diplomonadida; Hexamitidae.